CAUAGUCCCUCAGAUCUUCUGACCUUUCAUGUCUUUUUUCCCUUAGUUUUAUUUGCUUUUUAUAAUCUCUUGAUCCAAGAGUUCAUGUUUACUUGUGACAGAAGUCUUGUAAUGAUAAUAUAGCAAAGUCUUGUCUUCUCUCUCUCAAAUAAAAAGAAAUGUCAUCUUUCGAAAUCUCUCACCUUGAUUUAGAGAAUGGUUCCGGUGAUCAGCGUCAUUACCGUCGAAGUGACGUCAGCGAGUUCGGAGAAGACAGCUCUUCCUGCGACUAUGACUACGAUUUUCACUCAGCUGUAAGGAGCUUUUGCGGCGAGUUUGAGUUUCCUGAUUUGGAGGACCUCUCAGAAUCAGAAUCGGAAACUUCUCGAUCAUCUCCGGAGGAGAAAGAUUGCCGGAUUUGCCAUUUGGGUUUAGAGAGUAGCCGCCGUGAAUGUGGAGACCCAAUGGUUCUUGGAUGUUCUUGUAAAGAUGAUUUGGGUUAUGUUCAUAAGCAAUGUGCCGAGACUUGGUUCAAGAUCAAGGGUGACAAGACUUGCGAGAUUUGUCGUUCGAUAGCUUUAAACUUCUCUAAAGCUGGCAACGAGAUUGAUCAAACAACCACGAUUGAAACCAAUGUGAGUGACGUGGAGGCUGGAAAUUCAUCCACGGUGGUGGCCACAAUGGAUUCCGAUGACCGGAGAUUCUGGAGAGGGAAUAAUAGGUUUCUUAACUUCCUUUUGACAUGUAUGGUUUCUGCAUUUGUAAUCUCAUGGUUCUUUCACUUCAACUUGCCUUCACAACAAUGAGGAACAAGAUUAAACAUCCUCUGUUUUUUUUUUUCCUUUUUUUUUUCUUUUGCUUUGUGUGGAAUUUGAUUCCUGUUUUA
Molecule: messenger RNA, 865 nt
Organism: Brassica oleracea var. oleracea
Lineage: Eukaryota; Viridiplantae; Streptophyta; Magnoliopsida; Brassicales; Brassicaceae
Exons: 2
Coding region: 159-785 (208 amino acids)
Molecular function (GO): zinc ion binding
Source: RefSeq, a predicted model, not a curated record